Linum trigynum is the source of this 2711-nucleotide messenger RNA. The record is from the annotation of a GenBank genome assembly. Lineage: Eukaryota; Viridiplantae; Streptophyta; Magnoliopsida; Malpighiales; Linaceae.
CUCAUCAACCAAAAAACAAAAAAGAUUAGUUUCGGAGAGAAAAUAAUUAAAAGUAAAUAAUAAUAGGAACGAAGCCAAAGCGAAAACGAACUUUCUUCUCCCUUGUUCCCUUCCGCCUUUUCUUCCUACCCUCCCCUCCUUCCCCUCUCCUCGUUUUCAAUUUCCUUCGAAGGUCGUCCGCUCUUCCCAUCGCCGGCUAUAUCAAUCAGGUAAAUUCUGCCUCCUAAUGUCUUGAUUUCUCCGGCUGAGCCAUGAGCGCUUCUUCUUUUCCCUUAAUUUCCGUGGUUCACUUUAUUAUUGGCGGUGUAAUUGGCAACUUGCCUACGUUUGCUUGUUGCUUCCUGCUUAGCAAUUUCGAUGAUGACCCUUUGCAGCUGUAACAGUUUCAGGAGGAAUUUUGGAUUUAAACUUGUUCCUUUUUUUGUUUGAUUGCUUGUUUCAGAUCCUUUAGGGACGAUCGAAGUAGUUUAAAAUAAUGAAAUUAUUAUAUUUGGUGAUGAAUCUGGAAUCUGAUUUCUCCGCGGAUGUGCUUCGCCCCUUUUGUGGUCUUCUGUAAACUUGGCAUUGUGGUGCUGAACGGGAGCAGUCUUCUGGACUGUAUCUCUAAUAGCACUUGGGUUCUCAGGGUUCUUCAUUUGAUUCUUCCUCGGAAGAGAAACUAACAGAAACAGAGAGAGAACUCUACUUGGGAAUGCUGCAUGAUGUGCCUAACUUCUGAGAACUCAGUCUCUCAAGGCAAUGACCAUGUGGCUUCCAUUGUCUUCUUUCCCUUCUUCACAUUUGAUGAGACUGGUACUGGAAAUUCUGCUUCUUUAACUGGUUGCAGUAGUCGCCCCGAUGGUAAUGGUUCCAAUAUCUGCUACAGAGUUCCGAAUAUAAAGACGAUGCUAGACUUUUCUGAAGACGGUUGAUUAAGCCCCACUUCAACUGCUAGUAGUUUGGAUUACUUUGGGGAUUUCGUAAUAUUUGGCUUGACAGACAGGGUAGUAGUUUUUUUUCUUCGAGUGUGUGCUUGUAUUAUUAGCUUGGGGGAUGGAUCAUAAACCGAGUGUGUUGACUGCAAGAUACGAGGUCGGGAGGUUACUUGGUCAAGGGACUUUUGCUAAGGUGUAUUUUGCAAGGAGCAUUACAACAAACCAGAGUGUAGCAAUUAAAGUGAUUGAUAAAGACAAGGUUUUGAAAGUUGGGCUUGCUGAUCAAAUCAAGAGAGAAAUUUCCGUGAUGAGAAUUGUUAGACAUUCGAAUGUCCUUCAGCUUUAUGAGGUCAUGGCAACCAAAACCAAAAUCUUCUUCAUCAUGGAAUAUGCAAAAGGAGGUGAGCUCUUCAACAAGGUUGCUAAAGGAAGGUUGAAGGAAGACGCUGCUCGGAAGUACUUCCAACAACUGAUCAAUGCUGUUGAUUUCUGCCACAGCAGGGGUGUUUACCAUCGGGACAUUAAGCCAGAGAAUCUGCUGUUAGAUGAAAAUGAGAAUCUAAAGGUUUCGGAUUUUGGAUUAAGUGCUCUUGCUGAAUCCAGGCGCCAAGAUGGUUUACUUCAUACUACCUGUGGAACUCCUGCAUAUGUUGCUCCUGAAGUUAUUAACAGGAAAGGGUAUGAUGGAGCCAAAGCUGAUAUCUGGUCUUGUGGGGUGGUUCUAUAUGUGCUAUUGGCAGGUUAUCUGCCAUUUCAUGAUUCGAACCUGAUGGAGUUGUACAGGAAAAUCACUAAAGCUGAAUUCAAAUGCCCUAAUUGGUUUGCCCCAGAAGUUAGAAGACUUUUGUCCAAGAUACUGGAUCCAAAUCCCAUUACAAGGGUAUCCAUGGCCAAGAUUAAAGAAAGUUCCUGGUUUAAGAAAGGAUUGAACUCCAACAAACAGAGAAAACUGGAACAAACUGAAACCCAAGCUAUGGCUCCUUUGAGUAGAGAUGGAUCAGGUCCUUCUAGCAAUGGUAGCAGCAUGCCCUCCGAGGAAGCAAAACAAGAACAACCGAUGAAACCUUCAAACUUGAAUGCAUUUGAUAUAAUCUCUCUCUCACCUGGGUUUGAUCUAUCUGGACUCUUUGAACACGAUUUACUGAGAAGAGAAACCAGGUUUACUUCUAGACAGCCUGCAUCGGUCAUAAUAUCUAGACUUGAGGAUACCGCCAAGCUUCUGAAAAUGAAGGUGAUGAAGAGAGAACCAGGGCUACUGAGGAUGGAAGGAGUGAAGGAGGGUAGAAAGGGUUUGUUGACCAUUGAUGCUGAAAUCUUUGAAGUUGCACCUAACUUUCAUUUGGUGGAAGUGAAGAAAUCAAAUGGGGAUACAAUGGAGUAUCAGAAGGUAGUGAAAGAUGGCAUGCGAUCUGCACUGGAUGAUAUUGUCUGGGUUUGGCAGGGUGGAAAGGAACCACCCCAGCAGCAGGAAGAAGCACAGUAUCUUCCACCGCCACUGCAACAGCAACAGCCGCUGCAGCAAUAAUACAGUGACCAGAAUAGCUCAGCAACUCACUCUAGUCCUUUGGCGAGAUACUCGCCGCUGAUUGGCAGUUUCUCCGAAAUCUCAUCUCUGUAUAAUUUUGUGAAUUGGCAAAGCUCUUCACUUUUUGUUGUUGUGUUCAUUUGUUUGUGUCCCCUUUUUGACGUUUUGCUGUGCUUCAGCUUUAAUGUAUGUAUCUGGAAUACCCCGAAACUCUUGUAUUGAUAACUGCGUUAUCGAAUCUAUAUGGUGAAGUAUAAAAGGCAGUUACAAUA